GUUCGGCCUGUUCCGCGGCCGCUCGGUCAUUUUCGCCUCUUUGUUGUACUGAUAGUGGAUUUAACUCGGAUUCAACCCAAUAUCCAGCGGACCGUGCUGCUCCCAAACAGGCUCCAAUGAGAGUCUCUCCAUGAUGAGGAGCUAACACUGUCGGCCGCACAACCGCAGGAAGAGACGUGGCCGCUGCAACCCCCCCCACAGCCAACGCAUGGCGGUGUUAGGGAACCCCGACAUGCUGACGAGGAAGAUAAAGCUGUGUCACAUCAACGCCCACAUCACAUGUCGUCUGUGUGAUGGAUACCUGAUCGACGCCACCACCGUCACCGAGUGCUUACACACCUUCUGCAGAAGCUGCCUAGUGAAGUAUCUGGAGGAAAACAACACGUGCCCCACGUGUAGGAUUGUUAUUCAUCAGAGCCAUCCACUGCAGUACAUCGGCCAUGACAGAACAAUGCAAGACAUUGUCUACAAAUUGGUACCGGGACUUCAAGAGGCGGAGAUAAAGAAGCAGCGGGACUUUUAUCAGAAGUUGGGGAUGGAGGUGCCGGGAGACAUUAAAGGAGACCUCUGCAACAUGAAGACGCAUCUAGAUCAACGCAACGGAGACACAAAAACAGAGGAGACGGUCCACAAGGAGCCGGGAGAGGAGAAACCAGAGGAGGACAACGACUAUCACCGGAGCGACGAGCAGGUCAGCAUCUGCUUGGAGUGCAACAGCAGCAAACUGCGAGGUCUGAAGAGGAAGUGGAUCCGCUGCUCGGCACAAGCGACCGUCCUGCACCUCAAGAAGUUCAUCGCCAAAAAGCUCAACCUGACAUCGUUUAAUGAGCUGGACAUUUUAUGCAACGAGGAAAUUUUGGGAAAGGACCACACUUUGAAAUUUGUUGUUGUGACAAGAUGGAGAUUUAAGAAAUCCCCCCUCCUGCUCCAUUACAGACCCAAGAUGGAUCUGCUGUAGCCAACACGGACACAACGGUUGUUUUGUCUUUUCUAUCCCGGUGGUCGCGGACUGUGCCGAAAACCUUUUUAAUUUAUGCAAAGACGAUCAUCCAACACCAAGCAAACACCCGACGGUAAAAGUCAACACGAGCCAGCUAAUCGGGAUUUAAAGGGCAUAGGGUGGGGGGUGGUGGGGGCGACUACAAAAAAAAAAAACUGGCAACCUCCAGCACAGAUACUGCAACACUGGUGUGUUUUUAGGAACUAAAACAACCUGUUUUCUUGUCCGCUACAUCCUAGAUAUGUGAACAAAAUGGAGAGUAAAGCAUAUAUUUAUACUUUUGUACAGAAGAGACACAUGGAACCAAGACACUACUGGUGCUCUGUUUACACGCAAACAAGAUGUCGGGGGAAUCACCGUCUUUUUUGAGCUCCAUGCAGAUUUCAUCCUCCUGAGACUGAGACGGGAGGAGGACGGGUCUUUUUUUUAUAUAAAAAGGUGUUUUUUUUGUCUUUCUUUCUUCAACAAUACACUCGACACAUCUUGGGAGCACAGAAAGAUUAUGGAAAGAGUUAUAUACCAGGCUGUUUCAAGUAAAUUGUCUCUGAUUUUUUUUUUUUUUUUUCUCAUUUCGUCGGCUUUGUCUAAUUUUUGCUUUUGGGUUCUUGAUGAUUGUCAAUUGUGAAUAGGCUUUAAAAAAUUGUGUAGUAAUUUAUGUUCUAUAUACCAAUAUUGUACAUAAAAUGUCAUUACAGAGAAAGAGAGACUGAAGAGAGUAAGAGAGACUUUAGACUGUUAGAAGAAAACAGAGUGGAUCCCAGAAGUGCUAUCUUACGGUGGCUAACGGGUGCUAACGUGCUAACGGCACAAAGCGCGUCCAUUAGUAGAAACGCGCUUCACUUUCAGAAAUGAUGCAAAUAUAAAAACACUAGUCUACAUGAAGAAACAUCUUCCCCAACCUGACGAAACAUGUGCGGCGUUUACUAAACUGCACGAAGCUCAAAACACAAUGGAAACGGGGACACUAAAACGUGACGCACACAGCUGGGACAGGUGUUGACGUUCUGGGAUUAUAAAGUUGGCCAACUGUCAAGGUCACUGGUACCUAAGCUAAAUACACAUUUUACCGUCUUAUUUAAUGAUAUGAUGACAUGGUUCCUACCGAUAUCAUUGUCGAUCUGCUGUAAGCUAGCUAGCUAAUGUAGCUAACCUAUUCAUUUCAAUUAUACUGAUAAAACACGUACAGCUGUGAGACAGUUGGCCAGUUUUAUAAAACGCCACCAAGUGCUCCGGUCCCAGCUGUGUGCGUCCCUUUUUAGUGUCCCCUGGUUUCUGUUGGGUUUUGAAGCUUCUUGCAACUUUUUUUUAAGAAGCAUUUAAGUAAAUUAUGCACAUUUGUUGUCAAGUUGGUGUUUCUAUAUUUGCAUUGCUUUACAAACUGCAGCACGUCUGUCCUAAUGGAAAUGUUUGUUGUAGCGCGUUAGCACCCGUUAGCCACCGUACUAUCUAUAUGUCGGGGGCGAUAAAUUAGGAUUUUUAAAGACAGACUCACUAUCAGUAUCAAAGUAUAUAGAAGCUUCUCUAUGUUGUCCGAGAAAGACAACACAAAACAGAUAUAUCAGAUCCUCUGCCAUGUGUGUGUAUGUUACAUUGAUCUCACAGCAUUACUUUAGGAAGAACGCUUCCCCUCAUCUCACCGGCCAUCCACCGUCUUCUUUCUUUUGGUUGUUUCAACGUCAUUAUCGACCAAUACAUGUUUAACAAUAUCACUACACUAACAAACAGAAAAGCCUGCAGGACAUAAAGCAUACAAUAUUCAGGCGGAAAUCAUUUCAAAAAGCAGGCUUUAAUAUCUGUCUCUGCAGUCUCAUAGUGACACACCCACAUGUUUACCGCUUUUGUUUGAGGAGCGAGCAGCAGAUGUUUGCACCCUUUAUAACAUGCAUCUCAUUCUGCUACAUUUUUCUGUCAGAUCUCCAUUUAAUUUGGACUUGCAAUUUGCAUAGCAGUCUCACUUGUCUUGCAGCUGAGUAGAGCAUCUCCCCCCCCCCCCGAAUUCAAAUUCUGGAGUAAAAUAUGGACAUUCCUCCGCCCACAGGAGGUGAAUAGAUUGGCGCAGGUUCUGACCCAGGUUAGCAUCUUCCUGGUUCCCUCGACAAGAACCAAUGGGGUUUUUCCAUUGGUGUUUUUGGAAUACUGCAGGAAAUAAUAUCUGUGGCAAACAAACGUUUAUGAUACUCACAUGUUUUGUUCAGCAGGAUAACCGCCACAUAUUAACACCACUUAAUAGUUGUUAAAGAAUAAGUGCAGUCGGCAGAAGUAGAACGCUAACGCUAUAAAGGAACUACAUCACGGUCAAAUAACUCCACGCCACCACCUCUAAGCUAAAGGUGGCUAACGUUGGGCUACAGAGGAACAUCAGCAUGGUCACAUGGCUCCACGUCGACCACCGCUAAGCUAAAGGCGGCUAACGCUUAUUCGUCUCAUUUAGACACCUUUUUGUGAGCAACCUUUGUUUGUAAAUUCACCAGUGAGGUAUUUUAUGCUGUAUCUUUAGCUUGUGUUUACCACAGACUUAUUUCAGAUCAAUGACAACAAACACAGUUCGAGCUGACUGGAAGUGCUAACAUGCUAACUCAUUUCUGGGCUUUAGGACUCAUUCCUGCACUCCUCUAUUAAGGUUUAGAAGGUGAGGGCGAAAAGUGAGUGUGAAGUAUCACAGACGGUCUGGUUUGAUACACAUGAGUAGAUUACUCGCAUCACAUGAUGAGUUUAAAGGACUUUAUUUUUCAGUUUCUUCUCACUGCCAGUCGGAGCUUCAGAUAUUGUUUAGAAUCGAUUCACAACUUGGAUUUUGUUUCUGCAGGAUAGCCAGUGUUCAAUAUAGUUGACUUCUCAACUACACACACAUUUCCGAGUGUUUUUAAGAACUCGUAAAUUUCAGGUUUCACACAGGGAGGUUUUUUGAGCAUUUUGAUAAUGAAAUUCUUAAUUAAAGUGACUCCCGUUGGGUCAUUUGGUGCUU
Eleginops maclovinus (Patagonian blennie) is the source of this 3965-nucleotide messenger RNA. RefSeq names its product polycomb group RING finger protein 3. The transcript is spliced from 10 exons. Gene Ontology annotation, cellular component: PRC1 complex. NCBI's taxonomy places the organism in Eukaryota, Metazoa, Chordata, Actinopteri, Perciformes, Eleginopidae. The record is from RefSeq and is a predicted model, not a curated record. Gene Ontology annotation, biological process: regulation of transcription by RNA polymerase II. Bases 209 to 958 code for a protein of 249 amino acids.